Molecule: messenger RNA, 669 nt
Organism: Protopolystoma xenopodis
Lineage: Eukaryota; Metazoa; Platyhelminthes; Monogenea; Polystomatidea; Polystomatidae
Source: the annotation of a GenBank genome assembly
CUCCCACCGGUCUCAAGUAAAAGCCUGUUUGAGUUACACAUAAAGUGCCUCCGCCUGCCCAAAUCGCCGCUCCCGAACACAACCUCUGAGGUGCCCGCCGUUGGGGCGUCCGCGAACUCCUCCACAGCUACAGAAUCAGCCAAGACAGCCGUUUCUUCCGGGUCGAAGGCGGCGGCUAGAUCGUCAGUUGGUACAGACAGAAUGCCCCUUCCAGACACGGGCAGACUCAACCUGCACGCCUGCUGUCCUCCCGGCAGCUGGAUACCUCCAGCCGGCUGUACCUCGCGUUGCCGGAUUCGAUUGCUCAUCUGCCUGCAACCGGUCAGCUCUGCUGGGCACCCGACCGGCUCUGGAGCUGGGCAGACAGUUGAUGCAAUAGCGAAGUUCACAAAGACUGGACUCGAAUCAUGGAACAACGUCGAGCCCAACUGCCGAAAUCACGAGGCUGGUGGUGGCGUCAGUCACGGAAGUCUUGAUGAGAAUAGUGGAGUUUCCGGUGUGCUAACUGAGGUCGUCUACCCGGAACAGGAGAGAGGACCGGAGAGGCAAGAUUACCAAUUGGCCAUCAAUGACUAUUGGCAGGCGGGUCACAAAGAUGGAGUUAGAGUGGAGAUGGGACAAGACAAUAUUGAUAAAGGAGGAGAAGAUAUAACAGCACUUGGAGAGUAA